Clunio marinus is the source of this 4603-nucleotide messenger RNA. The record is from the annotation of a GenBank genome assembly. NCBI's taxonomy places the organism in Eukaryota, Metazoa, Arthropoda, Insecta, Diptera, Chironomidae.
CGCAAAUGUGUACUUUUCUUAAAGUAGUACAUUAUUAUUCCGUUUUUUAUACGCUGAAAAGAAAAAAAAACUUAAAAAAAUUAUUUCGAUUAAUACUUUUGUGUUUGUGUGAAAAUAAACGUGUAUAAAAAAGAAACCUGUUUUUAGUCAUAACUUCAACGCGAAUCUUCUUAUUAGUGUUACGUCAACAAUAGUUUUUUUAGAUACAAGAAGAAGCCUUUAAUAAAAGAAGUUGAAGGACAAUAACAGUUUAACAAUCCUAUAAUAAUAAGUGAGAAACGAUCUGAAAAUUUACUUCCAUUAGAGAAAUUCUCAAAUUUAGUUUUUUAACCAACUUAAGACGGAUGCUUCAAAAAAAACAAAAAUAUCAAAACUGAGAAGUCUAAGCAAAAGCCACUAAAAUUCAAUAGAAUUUCUGGAUAGUACAAAGCCUGGAGGAGAAAUUGUUCGUAUACUAAGUUAGCCAUGUACUUUGUAAGUGUGUGAAAAUAUGAAGUUCUCAUGUAGUUGAGUAGUGGAAUACGAAUAACAAAAGCUGAGAAAAGUGGAUAAAAAAAUUAAAUAAAAAUAAAACAUAAUUAGAUAUUCUAACAGUAACAAUUUUAGAAAACGGAGAUAUCAGCACAAAUCUCAAUUGAAGUGAAUUAAAAUUUAAUACUUUAUGGAAAUCUCAACGACAGGAAUAUUAUUAAAUUAACAAAAAGUAAUAAUGAUAAUGAAAUACCAAGGAACGUUUUUAGUAUGUGUGGUUUUGUUUACCUUCGCGGUGGAUUUUGUUCAGCCACAACAACGAAAACCAAACAUUUUACGAUGUCCACCAACAUCCAAUUGUACGUGCAUGGAAUACAAUGAGCUUGAAAUUCAAUGUCCAAGAUAUGAAGCUCAUGUUUUUGUUCGUAUCAUGAACAAUAAUGUUCACUUUGAGUGUGAUAACAUGACAGACAACGAAUAUGAAUUGAUCCCUGAGAUACAAUUAGAUGAAGCUCGUUUUUUACAAGUCAUGAGAUGCCCCCUCCCACAUGGUAAAUCAAUUGCAUCGUAUCUGAAGAAUAUCCGAAUUGGUCGCAUACGCUUCUUUCAAUUUGUUAGCAGUGGUGUAAAUCAGAACAUUCCAAUCGAAGCUCAACAUUUCGAAGGACUUGGUGAUAUCGAGCAAUUCGAUCUUCGAGGUAUAGAGAAUGAGAUAAAAGAACUCCCUCAUAAUCUCUUUACUUCUAUGGAAAAUCUAACAUGGGUCAGGAUACGAGUUGCUAACAUUCACUUGCCCGUAGAUCUCUUCGCACCUCUCAAAAACUUGGAAUUUCUUGAAUUGGGUCACAAUAAGCUACAAACUCUUGAACCAGGCUUUUUACGUAAUCAACAAAAACUUGUUCAUUUAAAUCUCUGGGGGAAUUCUUUGCGAAAUCUAAGUAAAAAUUCUUUUAUUGGUUUGGAAAUGGUAAGAGAGCUCGAUCUCAGUACCAACAAUAUGGAGAAGCUGGAAUCUGAUACAUUCUUUCAUCUUGUUAACCUCAUGGAAAUAAAUUUAAGUAGCAACAACUUUUCAUCACUCCCGGCAAGAUUAUUCGCUAACAAUAAAAAAUUAAAAGCUCUGAAGUUACUUGAAAAUCGAGUCCCGCUGAGUCUUCCCAAUAAGUGGCUUGCAAAUCUCAACAGUCUUACGACUGUUUACAUCAAAUGUGAGCUGCAAAAUAUUCCUGAGGAUAUUUUUGAAGGCUCUCAUAAUAUUGAAAUCAUACAUCUUGCAAACAAUGCCAUCGAAAAUCUUCCAGAAAACUUGUUAGUUAAUCAAAAUAACUUAAGGGAAUUGGAUCUGAGUGGUAAUAGAAUACCUGAGCUUUACGAUGCUGUUUUUUUGGGAUGUUCGUCACUAAAAAAGCUUUCACUGACAAGAAAUCGCCUCAAAAUUAUUUCCAACUACUCAUUCAAACCACUCUCGAGUUUGACUCACCUUUACUUAAAUGACAAUCAAAUCCAUAAAAUUGAACCGAAAGCUUUUAAAGGGAUCACUUCAGUUGAGUUUAUAACACUUGAGAAUAACAAAUUGAAUUUUCAGAACGGAGAGGAAAUAAUUUAUGAUGGUGUUUCUACUAAAACUGUUACCGGACCUUUUCAGAGUCUGCAACAACUUGAAUAUUUGAAUCUCGCAAAUAAUUCAAUAACAGAAAUCUUCGAAGAUUAUACUUUAAUGAGUUUGAAGACAUUGAAUUUAAGCUAUAACCAAAUAUCUCUUUUAUCGACGGCAGACUUGGAAUCACUCACAAGAAAUGGUCUCACAAUUGAUUUAACACAUAAUCGAAUCGAGGAAAUAAAUUUUGCAAAGGAUAUCGACCCUACUAUGUCAGCGGUCAACGUUCUAUUGGAUGAUAAUCCACUUGUCUGUGAUUGUCGUAUUUUACAUUUCAUAAGACACUUGAAGAAGAUAGGCGGUAGAAAAAUUGAAUCAGGCAGUAACAUUGAAGUGUCAGUUGGGAAUCUGAAAUGUGCAAAUCCUAAUAAAAUGACUGAUAGAUUUGUGCGUGAUAUAAAUCCACUGGAAUUGAUUUGUCCCUUGGAUAAUAUUCAAACAGCAAAGAAGAGAUGUCCAAAUGGUUGCAGUUGUGAAGCCAGACCCGAAGACAGGCAUCUUUUAAUUCAUUGCACAACUACAGUUGAUAUACAUCAACUUCCAAUUGCAACUGAUAUGAACUUUGUGGAGACUGAAUUGAACAUUGAAAAUAGCAGUUUGACAAAUUUACCAACUGUUUCAAAGUCUGCUGGUUAUAAUAACGUGACAAAACUUUUUGCAAACGGGAAUCGAAUAUCAUCCAUUAUGAUUGAAAAUAUUCCAAAUCAUCUUCGCGUUCUUAAUUUAAAAGAUAACAACCUAAAGCUACUUAAUGAUUCAGUUAUUAAAUUCAUUACUAAUAGUUCAUAUAUUGAACAGCUUUUCUUGAGCAACAAUCCAUGGCAAUGUGAUUGUGAAAGUCUUGAAUUUAUGAAUUUUGUUCAAAAAUUUCGACAAAAGAUUGUAGAUUACAGCGAAAUCAAAUGUAAGGAUGGAAGAAAAUUCAAUGUACUCAAGCCUAGUGAUCUAUGUUCCGAUGACAAUCUCUUUGUUAUAAUUAUAAGCAUCAUCACAGCCCUUUUGGGACUAAUUCUUGGAGGUUUCGCCGCUCUUUACUACAAGUAUCAGAAGCAAAUAAAAAUGUGGCUUUAUUCUCAUAACAGUUGUUUGUGGCUUGUGACUGAGGAUGAGUUAGAUAAGGAUAAACGUUAUGAUGCAUUUGUGAGCUACUCACAUCGAGAUCAAGAUUUUGUUGCAGACUUUUUGUUGCCUGAGCUUGAAAAUGGAACCAUUCCAUAUAAAUUAUGUGUACAUGAACGUGAUUGGACGCCUGGUCUUGAAAUUAGCACUCAAAUUUCCAACUCAGUCAAUGAUGCUAAACGUACAAUUAUUGUAAUGUCUUCAAAUUAUCUACAGUCUAAUUGGGCGCAAUGGGAGUUUAGGGUGGCACAGUCACAUGCAGCAACAGAAAAACGCUCGCGAAUAAUAGUCAUUUUGUAUGGUGACAUUGGAGACAUUAAUAAAUUAGAACCCGACAUAAGAGAUUAUUUGAAAUUAAAUACAUACGUCAAAUGGGGUGAUAAAUGGUUUUGGGAAAAACUAAAAUAUGCAAUGCCACAUGUCAAAUCAAGCGAAAGAAUGGAAAAAUUAAAAGGACUUACGAAAACCUCCAUCAAGAGUUCAGUGGAUGAUAAGCUUGAGUUAAUCAAGCCAGUAUCUAUCACACCACCACAACUUACAACUCCCCCAUCGGGGAAGGUUGUUAAUCCCUUAAUUACAACAUUAAAUACCAAAAACACCACUUCGUCUGAUGGAACUCAAAAUGGCAAUGGUGGGCACAUCAAUGGAGCCUUUGUCAUCAAUACGGGUUCACGUCAAAGUGAUGUGUGAAAUUUUCUAAAAUGUAAGACAUUCAUUCAAAAAGUUGCCUUAAAACUUUUUGUUUUGAAAUAUCAAAAUUUUCCAUCUGAUUAAAGAAAUGAUUUAAGAAUCUCAAUUAAAAAAAAUCUGAGAAAUUGGAAAUUAAAUAUGCAAAAGCAAUCAAUAUUUACAAUUCAUCUUCAUUCAAUUCAAAUAAAAUUGUGAUAAAGAAUUGAAGAAUACAUUUGAAUAUAAUAUGUAGUUAGAAUUAAUUUUUGGGUUAAAUUUUUUUUUGAAAAUGACAAUUUAAAUAUUAAAUUUCAAAUAGAGAAAUGUAAUUUAUGUGUUUCCAACAAAUUCAAAUCAUAAUUUAUCACAGAACACCCAGCAUAAUUGCAUUAUCGUACCUCGAACAACUUUAUUUUAAAAAAAUUGAGAAACAAUGAAACUCAUAAGAAGGAUCUAAGUAUCUAAGUUGUAACUUUCAUUUCUGUUAAAAAAGAUGUUACGCAAUUCAAUUUACUAUUUUUUUUAGCAACAUGGCGACUUAAAGGUUUAUAGAGAAAUACUUAUAUGCAACCCAAUUUAUGUUUUAAAGAAAUUAAAUUAAUAAAUAAUGAAAUGCAUAAGAAUUUUAAACUUUGAUCAAUCAUUUAACUUUUGUUCUAAUCAUAAUUUUGAAAUGCUGAAAUAAAA